GGCGGCGCCGAGGAGGCGAUUGAGGCCGGACGGGGCGGACGGCGACGCAGCCCGCGGCAGAAGUUUGAAAUUGGCACAAUGGAAGAAGCUGCAAUUUGUGGGCUAGGGGUGAAAGCAGAUAUGUUAUGUAACUCUCAGUCAGAUGAUAUUCUUCAACAUCAAGACUCAAACUGUGGUGGCACAAGUAACACGUAUUCAUUGCAAGAAGGUGAUGGCAGUGACUUUAUAACAAAGAACAGGAAUUUGAGUGCAGCAUACCACACGCAAGAGCCAAGAGAGGAAAUCCCUGGGCAAGAAGCUCGAACAGAUCCCCCUGAUGGUCAGCAAGAUUCAGAGUGCAACAGGAACAAAGAAAAAACCUUAGGAAAAGAAGUUUUAUUACUGAUGCAAGCCCUAAACACCCUCUCAACCCCAGAGGAGAAGCUGGCAGCUCUCUGUAAGAAAUAUGCUGAUCUUUUCAGAAGCAAAUGAAGGUUCUGCAGAAGAAGCAAGCCCAGAUCGUGAAAGAGAAGGUUCACUUGCAGAGUGAACACAGCAAGGCUAUCUUGGCAAGAAGCAAACUCGAGUCUCUUUGCAGGGAACUUCAACGUCACAAUAAGACAUUAAAGGAGGAAAAUAUGCAGCAGGCACGAGAGGAAGAAGAACGACGUAAAGAAGCAACUGCGCAUUUCCAGAUUACUUUAAAUGAAAUCCAAGCGCAGCUUGAACAGCAUGACAUCCACAAUGCCAAACUCCGGCAGGAGAACAUCGAACUAGGGGAGAAGCUAAAGAAGCUCAUCGAACAGUACGCACUGAGGGAAGAGCACAUUGACAAAGUGUUCAAACACAAGGAACUGCAGCAACAGCUUGUGGAUGCCAAACUUCAACAAACGACACAACUGAUAAAAGAAGCUGAUGAAAAACAUCAAAGAGAGAGAGAGUUUUUAUUAAAAGAAGCCACAGAAUCGAGGCACAAAUACGAACAAAUGAAACAGCAAGAAGUACAACUAAAACAGCAGCUUUCUCUUUAUAUGGAUAAGUUUGAAGAAUUUCAGACUACCAUGGCAAAAAGCAAUGAACUGUUUACAACCUUCAGGCAGGAAAUGGAAAAGAUGACAAAGAAAAUUAAAAAACUGGAAAAAGAAACAAUAAUAUGGCGUACCAAAUGGGAAAACAAUAAUAAAGCGCUUCUCCAAAUGGCUGAAGAGAAAACUGUCCGUGAUAAAGAGUAUAAAGCCUUUCAGAUAAAACUGGAGCGGUUAGAGAAGCUGUGUAGGGCUCUUCAGACGGAGAGGAACGAGCUCAACGAGAAGUGCUUAAUGUGGCUCAACUAUGCAAAUGAUGAAUCAGGCUGCACUGAUGAAAGUAUUUGACAUCCCUGGUAUCAUUUGCAUUGAAACACUUUAUGAAAUGGUUCUACUAGGACUGUUAGCACAGUCCACUGAGCGAAACUACCAAACUGACAUUUCUUGAAUUGUUUACUGGACUGAAUAAAUUGUUUUGUCCAGUUAACAAGGGUUUUUUCUCUUUGUUAAAAGUUUUAUUUGUAAAGUGCUGUCACGUUCAUGGUCUAAACUGGGUUGAAAGAAUUGAAAAUUGUCCAAUAGAUAGGAAACAGUGCCUAGAGUGGAGGAUUACAUCUAAGCAUCCACCUUUCGUCAUGUUAAUCAAGGGGCCAGACAGUGGAGGAAAGAAACGCACAAAGUAGGUUAUGGAAUUAGUCUGAACAGAAAACAGCAGCACCCUCCCACAGCCUCUUAUAAAUAUCCCCACUGGCUACUAAAUGAAGUAGUGGACUCAUCUCCCGAGGGGGAAAUGAAGGCAUAUCAAAAAUAUAAUCUACCUUAAAAUUAGUACUAAUGAUCACAUUUCACAAGAACACUGCUGGAUGUACCGCUCUUAACAUUUUAUUAAGCCAUUUAUGUAGCCCACCACAGUUCUCUGUGGUGAUUGUCCUGUGUGGAAGAUUGUAAAUCUUGAACCUGUUGCCUAUUUUCAAGGGCUUUAUAAAGCAAUGUGAUUAAUAGUACUUGGCCUGCUGCUUUUGGCUUACUCUAUGUCCUUCUCGCUAGAUGCUAUCAUGGUGUUUAAAGGGUAUGGGUUCUAUCUGGGAUACAUCUGGUUGUCCUCGUGUAAUUUUCCACCCCAUUAUCCUGUGAAUAAAACACAUGGGACCCUCUGAAGACACCCUCCUAAAGCGAUCACCUCACCAGCCCAGUGUUGUGGCUUUGUGGCACACCCUGUUACCUACCAUAUUCUAGAACACUGUUAACGCUACUAGGCUGGCCCAGGAAAGGUUUAACUGUCUAAUUCACUUAAAUUGCAUUUGUUGCACCAUCAUGGAAUCUUGAUGUGUAUUUUUUCUAGUGGCACCAGACUCCAAGGUGUUGAGAAACUUGGGUCUUGGAUAAUGGACCACUUCAUCCUCAGACUUAAAGGAAUACAUUUCUUGGUCUUGAGACCGGUGUUCUUAGUUACGUAUGCAACUGCCUUUAUUACACCUGGUUAUCACAAUUCAAUUCUCAGGUGUUGCAGAAAAAAAAUCUACCUCUUUCAGACUGUAGAUGGAAAUAACUGUGAAAAAAAUGAUGCAGAUAUCUUCUAGUUUGUGCUAAACACACUGCUUUAUUUUUACAGCCCACGUCUUUCAUGAGGAUACGAAUUGUUAAGAGGCAGUCUUGUUUUGCUUUUCAAAGACAUUUUGUAGAGAUUUUUCACUAAUGUGAAUCUGAUUUUAUCUACUCGAUUCUGUAUAGAUGAAGUAAAUAUGUAUGAUAAAUUUAA
Molecule: messenger RNA, 2763 nt
Organism: Tupaia belangeri chinensis (Chinese tree shrew)
Lineage: Eukaryota; Metazoa; Chordata; Mammalia; Scandentia; Tupaiidae
Gene: TXLNG
Product: taxilin gamma
Biological process (GO): regulation of cell cycle
Molecular function (GO): syntaxin binding
Source: RefSeq, a predicted model, not a curated record